Messenger RNA from Trichoderma harzianum CBS 226.95, 2462 nucleotides. RefSeq lists its product as hypothetical. Gene Ontology annotation, molecular function: hydro-lyase activity. Lineage: Eukaryota; Fungi; Ascomycota; Sordariomycetes; Hypocreales; Hypocreaceae. Bases 1 to 2439 code for a protein of 812 amino acids. The record is from RefSeq and is a predicted model, not a curated record. The transcript has 9 exons.
AUGACUGCCGGCAAUCUCAAUACAAACGAUCUUUUGACCAAGUGGUCCGAUCUGUUGUUCAAAUCUCGGGCUGUCAAGCUUGACGCAGUAGAUAUAGCUAGCAAACAAGUACACCCGCUUAUUCUGCUUGACAACGUUGGCCAAGUCCUCCUCAAGCAGGGAGCCUCUCGGGAAAGCCAAGUAUUCUCCCAGAUCUCUGAAAUUGCCUCAACUUCGCCCAAUUAUGGAGGUCUCGGGCUGAAUACGGAUGCGCAAGUCACUGAAGAUGAUGUACACGAGAUUAGCUUUCUCAUAUCAGCCUGGCUGGAGGCACUCAACUCGGAUGACCGAAAGAAGUCCACACAAGCCAGUACCCAAAAGCUAGCUCCAAAAGAUAGACCACCAAUGAAUGUUACCGAAAAGAUAUUCGCUAUGCACGCCAUCGACUCCAAAGGCUAUGUAAGAACUGGCGAUACUAUCCGGGUAUCUCUGGACUGGAUCAUGGCUUCAGAGGCGUCAUGGGCUGGUAUGGAAGGAACAUAUAAUCGACUGGGAAGCCCUGGCAUCUUCCGCAAUGAUCGCUUCUGGCUUGCAGGCGACCACGUCGUGGAUCCUAGAAUCAAAGGCAUGCCUCAAGUCAAGAGGCUAAUUGAGUCAUCUGAAAAAGCACGCAAAGUCUUCAAAAUGACUGAGUACCAGGGGAUGAAUUAUACCAUCAUGCAUACCGAGUUUUUCAGAGAGCGUGCCCAGCCGGGUAUGCUCCUCAUCGGCUCCGAUUCCCACACAUGCUCUUCCGGCGCAGUUGGAUGCCUUGCCAUCGGACUCGGAGCGGCGGAUGUGACCAUGGGUCUUAUCACGGGAGAGACGUGGUUCAAGGUGCCCGAGGUUGUCAAGAUUGAAUUCGUGGGACAGCCAAGUCGGGGAAUCGGAGGCAAAGACGUCAUUUUAUACGUAUUACAGCAACUCAAGAGGAACACGGUGGCCUCGGAUCGCGUGGUUGAGUAUACAGGACCUGGUCUGAGUUAUCUUUCUCCAGAUGCACGUUUUGCAAUUUCCAACAUGACGACAGAACUUGGAGGCGUAACUGGGAUUUUUACUCCGGAUCAUAUAACCAAGGCAUUCAUUGACGGACGAAGAGUGGCGCGACAUAGGAACGCAUCAACCUACUUUCGUGCAGACGAGGGCGCAGUCUACGCCGAAUCGCACGUCAUCGAUCUAGCCAAGGUUGAAUCCUUUGUGGCUAAAUAUCCGAAUCCCGAUGAUGUCGUUCCGGUGACAGAUGUUCUGGGCAUGAAGCUAGAUGGAUGCUUCAUUGGAGCCUGCACCACAGCGGAAGAAGACAUCAUUCUCGGCGCCUUAGUCUUGGAGCAAGGACUGAAAAGUGGACUAUCUCCAGCAAAGGACGGCAAGAAGAGAAAGGUAGUCCCUGGAUCUCUACCUAUCCUUGAUAAGCUGCGAAAAUCGGGACUUGCACAGAUUUAUGAAGAUGCCGGCUUUGAGAUUGGUGUUCCAGGAUGCAGCUAUUGUGUGGGUAUAUCUGCAGACCGCGCGAAAGAGUCUGAAGUUUGGCUGUCGUCUCAGAAUAGGAAUUUUGAGAACCGUAUGGGUCAAGGUUCCAUCGGAAAUCUCGCUUCGGCUGCGACUGUGGCGGCGUCGUCUUUUCAAAUGACAGUGACAAACCCGCAACAUUUCAUUGAUAUGAUCCCUCCAGAAAGAUGGGAGCUUUUGAACGGUCGCAGUUCUAUAAAGGGAAAGCUGUCGGUUAAAGAGCCGGACUGGGUUGAGCCAGCAACAACACUAUUGACUCAACAUGAUGAUUCCAAGGAUUCAGUUGUGAUAGCGGCAGAGAUUCCCGACCAGAGUGAGAAGAAGGGCGAAAAGCUUACCAUACACGGAAAGAUCCAAAGACUUGGAGAUUUCGUAGAUACCGAUGCGUUGGCACCGGCCCAGUUCCUUGUCUCAUCUCGAACUAAUGAAGAAAUUGGAGCUCAUUGCCUUGAAUAUACGACUCCAGAGUUCCGCGCUCGAGCCAAAGAAGGAUUUAAUGUCGUGGUGGCAGGAAAGGCAUUUGGCUGCGGCUCUUCGCGAGAGCAAGCGGUAUCAGCACUACUUGGAUGUGGAGUCAAAUGUGUGAUUGCCGAAUCUUUUGCUUUUAUUUACGGCCGCAAUCAGCCCAGCCUCGGCCUCUUGGGUUUUACCAUGGACGAUCCGGCCUUCUUCGAGGCGGCUGUAGACAGUGCAGAAAUCAGCAUUGACCUGGAAAACAAUCGGAUUAAUGUUGGAGAAGCCGAGUUUUCUUUUCAGUUGUCUACCAUGGAGAGAGAAUUAGUAGAAGCAGGAGGCAUCACUCCGGCAUUUAAGAAGUUUGGCAAACAGCUCUUUGACAUGAUCUGUGGCAGUACCAAGGACGCCAGGAGAGCUGUGGAAGUUGGUGGCCAGGCUGCCGGUAUGCAAUGGUAAAGGGGAUAGUUGGUAAUCAAAAU